Messenger RNA from Trichophyton benhamiae CBS 112371, 384 nucleotides. RefSeq lists its product as uncharacterized. The record is from RefSeq and is a predicted model, not a curated record. The transcript has a single exon. Bases 1 to 384 code for a protein of 127 amino acids. NCBI's taxonomy places the organism in Eukaryota, Fungi, Ascomycota, Eurotiomycetes, Onygenales, Arthrodermataceae.
AUGGCCCCGAAAAUCCACCGGUCACUUCAGACCCUCAUGGCAUACAUCAAGCAGUCAAAAAACCGCCGUGCAACAAUUUUGCGUGGCCAGGGCAUACCCGGCCACCGCGCAGCUCCGGCAAAAGGGGGUAACCAUGACGCGAAAAUCGGGAGCCGCAUCGACGUUGGAGAAAUCAUCAAGAAAGCCGGCAAAGAUUAUCGGCGUUACAAAUUCCAACUCAACUUGAACGCCGAGGACUCGACUCUCAAAAAGAUGGCUGCUCAGGAUUCUCAUUUGGUGUACUCAACUGCAGACGUGGAGAUUAGAUCUGACAGGACUGAAGAAGAGGAGGAGGAGGCAAUACAGAAGUUUGAGCAAGAAAUGUUCCAGAACUUGAAGUAUUAG